Tribolium castaneum (red flour beetle) is the source of this 864-nucleotide messenger RNA. RefSeq lists its product as uncharacterized. The transcript is spliced from 3 exons. The record is from RefSeq and is a predicted model, not a curated record. Gene Ontology annotation, cellular component: membrane. Bases 176 to 781 code for a protein of 201 amino acids. Gene Ontology annotation, biological process: vesicle-mediated transport. Lineage: Eukaryota; Metazoa; Arthropoda; Insecta; Coleoptera; Tenebrionidae.
CAAAAAAAAAUUAAAUUUUUAGAUAUUUGUGUUGUUUCAUACGUGAAACAACAUUUAAAUUUGGUGUAACACACGCGCAGUUAAUUAUUUAACCAAACGUAAUGCAGAAACCUGUAAAAGCCCAACCCUAACCUCGAAAUUUUGACAAACAACCCUUCAAUGCAAAUAAUUAAAAAUGGUUGAUUUAAAAAAAGACCUGGACGAGUAUCUGCUGCUGCAAAGCGACCAAAAGAAAUCCUUCAAGCUCCAAAUCCCGGCGAUCCAAAAACCCAACAUUUCGAACUGGUUCAAACGGGAGGAGCAGCCCGAAGACAACUCCUGGUUCCAGGAGACGAAAAAAGGAUGUUGCCCCACUUUGUCACGGUUUCAACGCAUCACCCUCUUCGUGAUAUGCAUAGGGAUGGGCAUUUUGUGCUUCACUCUGUCCCUAAUGUACGUCCCAGUUUUGCUAUUUAAGGCGCGCAAAUUCGCCCUCUUGUUCACACUAGGGAGCCUUUUCUUCGUAAUCAGCUUUUUUUUCCUGUGGGGCCCCCUGGCCUACUUGAAACACAUGUUCUCGCGCGAGAGGCUGCUCCUGACCGUAACGUACGGCAGCACGUUGGUGGCAACCCUUUACUGUGCCCUGCACCUACAAAGCACCCCCUUCACUGUGCUCUGUGCUGUGGGACAAAUUGUUACUUUACUAUGGACUGUGAUAGCUAAUAUCCCUGGGGGAACUACCGGAAUUUCGUUUUUCUCCAAACUGUUCUCCAGAUCGGUGGGCAACACGCUGCCAAUUUAGUUGUAUUGUGUAAAAAGACUGUUUAAUAAUUUAUUGGAAAAAUGUUUUAUAACCAACGAAUUAUACAUCAAUAUCACAUAAAA